Grosmannia clavigera kw1407 is the source of this 3186-nucleotide messenger RNA. Its product is annotated as assimilatory sulfite reductase. The record is from RefSeq and is a predicted model, not a curated record. Gene Ontology annotation, molecular function: flavin adenine dinucleotide binding; sulfite reductase (NADPH) activity; oxidoreductase activity, acting on the aldehyde or oxo group of donors. The coding region runs from base 1 to 3186 and encodes 1061 amino acids. Gene Ontology annotation, cellular component: cytosol. NCBI's taxonomy places the organism in Eukaryota, Fungi, Ascomycota, Sordariomycetes, Ophiostomatales, Ophiostomataceae. The transcript has a single exon.
AUGCAGCUUAAGCACGACGAAACGACAGGCAGCCCUGUGCCAUUUGCACAGCAGGCACCUGCCAAGGACCUCAAGACGAUCUCCUCGACCACUCUCUCGUCCAUUUCGGGCCCGAUUUAUGCCACGGCCCAGCUGCUCGUCCAGCAGGUUGCCUACAAGCUCUCGGACAAGAUCUUCAGCUACUCGCCCGACUCCGUCGACCUGGACGUUGCUGCCCGCAACUGGGAGGCUCAGCAGGAGCAGAACGUCCACGGCUAUGCCACCUCUGUCAUUCCGCUACAGACUCGCACUGGUGCCGGUGCCUUUGCUCUCGGCUACCUCUUUUCCAAGGAUUUUGACCUGAGCAAGCGCCACUUCCCGCAGUCGCUUGUUGCGCCCUCGUCCAGCCUGCGUCUGCUCCGCUCGUCGCUGGACCAGCUCUCGCUUCUCUACGAUGUGGCGAGCCCUUUUGUCGGCCACAUCGCAGCCCUCGACUAUGCUGCCCAAGAAGGCCUUGUCAGUGACUAUGGCACGCCGCUGCAGCUGGCAGAGGAUCUGGGACUCGGCCUGGUAGCGAGCUCCUCGGCUGCAGAGGCCCAGCACAUGGCGCUGUUUGCUACUCUGGCUGCCAAGGUGCUGCCCACGCUGCACGUCUACGACGGUCUCCGCAUGUCGCGCGAGACUGUCAAGGUCACAGACGCGCUCAGCUCGGAACAUAUCGCCCAGGCCUUUGACCGCCUGUCCAAGCACGAGUCGCCUGUCAGCAAGCGGCUCGACAGCGCCGGGAAGGUUCUCGAGCUGCUGCAGGCCUUCAACACCGAACUGGGCACAGCCUACCAGCCAUUCGAAUAUCACGGCCAUAGCGAGGCUGAGGCUGUCAUCGUUGCUUUUGGCAGCGUCGAAGCUCAGCUGGCCGCCCAGACAGUGUCUCGCCUUGCUGCACAUGGCCACAAGAUUGGUGCCGUCAACGUGCGGAUAUACCGGCCCUUCAUCGAGGAGGCGUUCCUGAGCAUCCUGCCCCCUUCGGUGCGCCGCAUCGCAGUUCUGGGCCAGGUGCAGAACGAGACGGCCGUCAACGAGACUAGUGUGCAGUCCGCUCUGUAUGCGGACGUUUUGGCUGCCGUGACCUUUUCUCACCGGUGGACCCAGACCCCUACCGUCUCUGAUGUCAAAUACGCGGCUGCCGAUGUGCCAACUCCCAAUUUUUUUGCCUCAGUUGUGCAGACGCUGUCCGGGAAGGCCGGAGUGGAGAGCUCGCUUCCGGCUGUCGCUCUUGAGCCGGUCCAGGCUCAGCAGUACACGUUCUGGGACGUGGACGACUCGCCGGCCGCCGAGUCUGCCUCGGUUGUUUCCAGUGUGCUUGCAGCACAGCCCACGGUCCAUGUGUCGGUCCACACCGUCAACGACAACCUUAUUCAGGGAGGCGUGGUGCGCACCGAUAUCCGCAGCUCAGCUAAGGCGCUGAACACGCCGUUUGCCAUUGAGCAGGCUGACAUCACCGUCGUAGGCGAUGAGAAGCUGCUAAAGGAAGUAGACGUGUUGACAAGUGCGAAGCCUAGCUCGACGCUCCUUCUGCGGCUGCCCAGCUACAAGCCAGAAGACGUCGAGAAGCGCCUUCCGGCUGGCGUUCGCAAGGAUUUUCUGGAGAAGAAGCUCGAGGUUUUCGUCCUUGACACUGCCGACCAGGAUGCCAAGAUCCUUCUGGAGCAGGCCUUCUUCAAGCUGGUGAGCCGUGCUAUUGUAGCGGAAGACCUCGUGCGCCUGUCGUCGACUUUUAACGACGCCCUGGCCGCCCAGUCUUCUGCUGAUGUGCUGGACAAGGUCCUCCAGCCGCUGGCCUACCCCGAGUCGUGGUCGGAGGUGCCUGCCGACUAUGUGGUUCCGACGCUCGUGGAGUCGAUCAAGCCGACCAGCUUUGGCGCUAUCACCAAGGAGGAGCCAGAGACGGCCGUCGAGGCCAGCAACUGGCAGCUGGCAGCCAAGGGCCUGGCCUUCAAGGAGGCGUAUGGUACCAAGUCGGACCUGCGCCCUGACCUGACGGUCAAGACGGCAACGGUCACGGUCAAAGAGAACCGUCGUCUGACGCCGGCGUCGUAUGAGCGCAACAUCUUUCACAUCGAGUUCGACCUGGGCGAUUCGGGUGUCAAGUACGAGAUCGGCGAGGCGCUGGGCGUGCACGCAGACAACGACCCGACAGGCGUGCAGGAGUUUAUCGACUUUUAUGGUGUGCCUGGCGAUGAAUUGGUGCUGGUGCCGUCGCGCGAAGACACGGCGGUGCUGGAGACUCGGACCGUGUAUCAGGCGCUGCUGCAGAACGUCGACAUCCUGGGCAAGCCGCCAAAGCGCUUCUACGAGGCGCUGGCCGAGUUUGCGACCGACGACGCCGAGAAGACGCGUCUGUUGGCGCUCGGCAGCAAGGACGGCGCAGACGAGUUUAAGAAGCGGUCGGACGAGGACACAUUGACGUAUGUCGAUGUGCUGCAGGAGUUCCAGUCGGCUCAUCCGUCUGUGGCGGACCUGCUCCGCAUCGUGUCGCCGCUGAAGCGUCGUGAGUAUAGUAUCGCGUCAGCCCAAGCAGUGACGCCGACGGCCGUGGCGCUGAUGAUCGUGGUGGUCGACUGGGUGGACUCACGCGGCCGCAAGCGCUAUGGCCAGGCGUCACACUACCUGUCAGAGCUGCCGGUGGGUGCCAAGGUUACCGUGUCGGUCAAGCCGUCGGUGAUGAAGCUGCCGACGAGCGCCAAGACGCCGCUGAUCAUGGCUGGCCUAGGCACCGGUCUAGCUCCUUUCCGUGCGUUUGUGCAGUACCGUGCGAUGCAGAAGGCGCAGGGCGAGGAUAUCGGUUCCAUCCUGCUGUUCCUCGGCAGCCGGCACCAGCGCGAGGAGUACCUGUAUGGCGAAGAGUGGGAGGCUUAUGUCGAUGCUGGUGUCAUCACUCUGCUCGGCGCCGCCUUUUCGCGCGAUCAGCCACAGAAGAUCUAUAUCCAGGACCGCAUGCGCCAAAGUAUGGAUGCCGUUGUCAAGUCGUACAUUCAGGAGGAGGGCUCUUUUUACCUGUGUGGUCCCACGUGGCCUGUGCCUGAUCUCACAGACGUGCUGAUGGAGGCCAUCGCCACCGAAGCCAAGGCCAAUGGCCGCAAGGUGGAUCCGCACAAGGAGAUCGACCGGCUCAAGGAGGACGGCCGCUAUGUGCUUGAGGUGUAUUAG